Molecule: messenger RNA, 1615 nt
Organism: Anthonomus grandis grandis
Lineage: Eukaryota; Metazoa; Arthropoda; Insecta; Coleoptera; Curculionidae
Product: putative inorganic phosphate cotransporter
Exons: 8
Coding region: 96-1568 (490 amino acids)
Biological process (GO): transmembrane transport; monoatomic anion transport
Cellular component (GO): plasma membrane
Molecular function (GO): transmembrane transporter activity
Source: RefSeq, a predicted model, not a curated record
GCUGAAAAUAACCUCGGUAGCAGUCUUAAACCUAAGGAAAAUAUAUUAAAGUAAAUAGUAAAAGAAGGCUCACGUAAAGUAGAACAAUCCUUAUAAUGGGAAAUAUAAAAAAUGAUUCAAAAAAUUAUGUAGAGUAUAGUGUUGUUAAAGAUGACAUAAAAACCGAUAUUGAACAGGAUUAUGACAAAGCUCCAGGAUUUGGAAAAAGACACAUACAAGUGCUACUUUAUUUUUUAUUUUUAUUCAUUGGAUAUGGAUUCAGGGUAAACUUAUCUGUCGCUAUAGUAGCAAUGACUGACCCCAAAGCAAGUAUUAAUCCUGAUGUACCGACUUACCCACAAUGGACCCAAAAAGGUGCCAUUCUCUCAGCGUUUUUCUGGGGAUACAUUUGGCCUCAAAUCCUGGCCGGUUACAUGGCAAGCCGCUUUGGAGGCAAAUGGUUUUUAACAAUAUUUUUCGGAAUACAAUCUGUUAUUGGGUUUUGUACACCAUUUAUAGCAGCAAGGUUUGGGGAAAUAGGCAUGAUGGUGAUGAGGACAUGCCAAGGGUUAUGCCAAGGAUUUCUGUUUCCUACAAUAACACACCUGCUUAGUCAAUGGGUACCCCAUGAAGAAAGAGCUAGAAUGGCAAAUUAUGCUUUUAGCUCCGUACCCUUUGGUACCGUUAUUGGAAUUUUAUUAACUGGAAUUAUCUCAGAGUCACGAUACGGAUGGCCGAUGGUAUAUUAUAUUUAUGGUAUUAGUGGCAUUUUUAUAGUUAUUUCGUUUAUUAUCUUUGGAUAUAAUAGUCCUGCAGAUCAUCCGAAGAUUAGUGAAUCUGAAAGAAAUUUCAUUGAAAAAAGUCUGGGACACACCAAUGAAAAAUCUUCGCAUAAAGUACCAUGGAAAUCAAUUUUUACAUCGAAACCGGUAUUUGCUCUUCUAUGUGUUCAGUGUGGAUUUAUAUUUGGAUUUUGGGUUUUACUGAGUCAGAUUCCAACCUUCAUGAAACAUGUUUUAAAUUUUAAUAUUAAGAGUAAUAGUAUUUUAUCAUGUCUGCCAUAUUUUAUGCUUUUCCUGUUUGGUUUUCCAUUGGCCUUCUUAUCAGAUUAUAUAACUAAUAAUGGGUAUAUUUCCCAAACCAACUCCAGGAAAUUGUUUAACUUUUUGGGACUCUUCUUACCAUCAAUAGCUCUUGUAAUGGUAGGCUAUGUAAGACCAGACCAAGCUACAAAAGCUGUGUGGUUGCUUAUUUUAGCUGUAAGUUUAGGAUCUCUUACAAAUUGUGGAUGGGCUGUAAAUCAUAUGGACUUAUCUCCAAACUUUGCCGGUCCCCUAAUGGGGAUUUGCAAUGGUGCUGCAAAUAUUAUGGCUAUAUUUGCUCCUUUAAGUGUGCAGUUUUUGGUUAAAGAUAUACAAGAUCCUCGUCAGUGGAGGAUAAUAUUUUAUAUAGCAGCAACAAUUCAGAUCUUGGCUGGUAUUAUAUUUCAGAUAUGGGGUUCUGCAGAGGUUCAACCAUGGAAUGAACCAGAUAAGAGCAAACGAGACAGCAAAAAUGAAGAAAACAUAAAAUUAAAAAAUAAACAAUAAAUACUAUAACUGUGAUAAUCACAUUUUAAUAUAUUAUAUUACUUUAA